UUCAGGUUAAAGCGCAGGUCAUAGAAACUUUAGGAGAGCUGAAUUUCACGUGUCCUGAAGGAUGGAGUAUACACAAGGCAAACUGCUACAUGAAAGUGGAUGUGGAUGAGACCCAUAAAGAAGCAAAAGCUGUUUGUACCAGGCAGGGUUCAGAUUUGUUUAUGCUAAACAACGAUAUCGAGUAUGACGAGGCCGUACACAAACUAUUCCCCACCAAGAAUAUCUGGAUUGCCUACAAAACAAAUGAUACGUCUCUGGACUUCAUCAAGCGUUGGGCUAACUUUGAGCCUGUUGUUAUACCUGAUCAGCCAGGCUGCAUCGUGCUAGAUCCUAUUGCUUCAAAAACACGUGUGGCUGACUGUGAUGAGAGACACGCCUUUGUGUGCAAGAGACGCGCUUGCCUCCAAGGCUAUGUGUCAUGUGACAAAGCCGCUAAGUGUAUACCCAUGGAGCGCAUGUGCGAUGGAAAUAUGGACUGUGACGACACGUCAGAUGAGUUCUUUAAUUGUUCUUCCAAAGGAUAUCAUUCUAUCCAUGUGAAUGGAACCAGCAGUUUAAACACCGGAACACUGACAGCUGGUAACCAGAAAACAUGGAACCUGGUAGCACCCAUUGGUAGAAGAAUCAGGAUUUUUAUCCAAUCAACAACAUUGGCAGCCAAUCUUGCCUUCCUGGAUAUCUACUCGGGGACUCCCUACAUGCAGGAAGCUUCACUGAUCAAGCGAUUCACAGGCACCGUCAGUUCACAAUACAUCUACUCCACAAACAACUUCCUCACCAUUAACAUGUAUGCUCAGAAUGUCCAGUCAGCAGUGCCAGCAUUUAACAUACUUUACACCUCAGACCUCCCCGACAUCUUUCAUGGCUUCAAGGAUCUCACUGCCUCCAUCAUUUGGGAACAGCUGGUGUUCCCUUACCAAAAUGAGAUGAACAAACCUGCUCAGCUGCAACUCAGAUGGAGAAUCACUGCACCUGUUGGACAAUUAAUAUCUUAUUAUUUGGAGAAGGUAGAUUCCAGUAAACCUUUACAAGCAGAAAUAAUGAGCGGAGACUGGACACUGUUUAUGGAUCAUAUCUAUGUGUCUGGUACAAACACACUUGAAAUUGUCAUGAAGGAAGUCCCCAGUAACACCAAGCUAGUGUACAAGACAGGAUGUGGGCAGAAUGUAAGCCACCACAGUGGAAUGAUCAUCUCUCCCAACAUAAUGGGCGUGAUCCCAAACAAUGUCAUGUGCUCCUGGACCCUGGAUGGGGGGCAGCGGGCUGGCAGAGGAAUGUCACUCAAGUUCUACACAAACUUUACGUCGGACCCUAGAAUUACACCAGGCAGCAGAUCUGAAGACUACAUAACUAUCAAUGCAGAUGGGAAAACUGUCAAGAAUUAUACAGACAGGAUAUACAGCAGCAGAAAUGGACUGGUUGUGAUUAAUUUAACAUCAGAUGCAGCAUUAAAUUCCAAUUCAUUUAGGAUUGAAUUUGCCACGGACUGUCCCGCGUUGAAUGUUUCGAGCGAGACAAAUAAGAGCAACCAAGGCGCAGUGUUUGAAGAAGAUGUGGAACUGAGCUGCCCGACUGGUCACAAGUUUCACCUUGAGAAAUACUCUGAAAACAGGUCAUUGACUUUGACCUGUGGAAAGGAUCAGCAGUGGUACAUUAAAGAGGAAAAACUGGUUGCAAUCCCAGAGUGUAGAGUGGUUUACUGCGGCCCUCCACCCAAGAUUGAGAACGGCUAUAUUGUCAAGGCGACUGGGGCCACAUACAACUCUACGACUAUGUAUAGCUGUGCACAGGGAUUCACAAUGUUUGAAAACAAGAAUGCAACCUGUGAUGAGAAUGGGAAGUGGAUGAAUGCACCCACAUGUGAUUCUGCAACCUGUGAGGCGCUGUACGAUGACAUGUUACUAGACGGAUCAUGGAGCAUAAUAGCUGGCAAUAACUUUACAAAUGGCAAUGCAGACUUCAACACUGUUGUUAAGUUUUCUUGCAAUUCUGGGUUUGAGCUCAUCGGGCCAAUUCGAACUCGUUGUACAGAUGUAGGCUGGACGCAUCAGAAUACUCCUCCCAGUUGUGCAAGAUUACCGUGUACAAAGCCUGUCGUGGCAAAUGGUAACCUCAUCGGAACCUUGAACCCAGUAUAUGGAGAUACUUUGAAUGCAACAUGUAAUCCCGGGUUUCGACUGUCCAAUAGUGCACCAUAUCUGAUAGUGAUGUGUGGAGUCAAUCAAACUUUCGAUAUCAUGGCAACUUGUGUAGAUAUUAAUGAAUGCAAUAGCGGACUUUCAACAUGUCAUGUUGAUACAACAACCUGUGAGAACACUGAAGGGAACUUUACAUGUAGGUGUAGGGCUGGAUUCAAUGCCAAUAAUGGGACAGCUUGCACUGACAUCCUUGAGUGCGACAACAACAACGGUGGAUGUAGUCACACCUGCAAUGAACAGCAACCCAAUUACAAAUGCAGCUGUCCAGAAGGGUUUGUUCUGUUCAUGCAAGGUGGAAACGAGGGGUUCACCGCUCGACCGUCAGAGACUGGGAACAUGCCUGGAGAUGUGUACCUAAUAGGACACACAUGCGUCCCUAAACAGUGUCCAUCAUUACCUCCUCUGGCCAAUGGUCAGUAUCUGACCAAGGAUACAGUAUUCCACUAUAAUGACUCUGUGGAGGUUCACUGUAAUGACGGAUAUUUUCUGACGGGUAGAAGUAGCACUGAUGCCACUAUUGAGUGUCAGGAUAAUGGGAGGUGGAAUGAAACUCUCACGUGUCAAGCACGCUCUUGUAAUAUGCCCGUGCCUCCUAGCAAUGGCGUCUUUAAUGUAAAUAGCGUGAGCUUCAUGCAGACUGUGACCUUGACCUGUAACCUCACAGAGACCAAACAAGUCUCCAAGUCAGCGGUGUGUGUGUACAUCAGCAAGGCAGAGGGCAUGAGACUGGCCGGGGACAAUCUGACAUGUCCAGGUAUGAUGUGUUCCGACCCCGGCACUCCUGGAGGCAUGACUCAGUUGGCAACUAGUUAUGAGAUCGGAGCCAAGUUAAGCUACAGGUGUACUAGGAGUGGGUUUGAACCAACAGGGCCACAGAACUAUACCUGUCAGUAUGAUGCUGGUUCUGGUUCUGCAGUGUGGAGUUACAACUUGACCAGCAAUCCCCCAUCCUGUCAAGAUACCGAGAAACCCAAAGUCACCAUGUGCCCAAAUUACAGCUCUGACUAUUUUUAUGCUAUGGGCACUGUGAACUUUAUGACCCCUAACUUCACUGAUAACUAUGGCAUCAAAAUUUUCAACCGCGCUGGGAGUUCUCUCCGCUCAGGGGAUGUAUUGAGUCCAUCAAGCAGCCAGAUCAACAUGAGCUUCAUAGCGACAGACUAUGAUGGGAAUACAGAGACAUGCUCCUACACGUUUAAUGUAUACGAUAAAAGCGUAAAGCCAAACAUCACAUGCCCUCAAGUGAAAACAGUUACUGUGACCGAUCAAAAUGGAGUGAGUGUCAAUGUAUCAGACUGGAUAACAGUGACUGACAUGCCCCAUCACAAUACACGUCUGAGUUUCAGCCCCUCAGUUGUCACGGGCACAGUGGCAAAUAUUGGAACAUCCCAGGAAGUCACUGCUACAGCACGAUUUACUAGCGGUCCUAACGUAAAUGUUGACUCACACUGCAAAUUCCUCGUGAAUUUUGUUGCUGGUAUGUGCUUUAAAGAGCAGCUGUUUUCUGACCACAACUCAGUGCGAAACUGCCUCUCAAAUGCAACAGGUUCACUUGUAUGUACCUCCACCUGUAAUAGUAGCUAUGUUUACGGAGAUGGUGCCACGGUGAAAAAAUUCACAUGUUCAGGGGGAAACGAAUGGGACUAUAAUUUUGUGGAUCCUGCAAAUAGGUUUUGCUUGCCCAUUCAAAGCUCGGAUGACACCAUCACCACAUCCGUUGUUUAUGACUUUUCCACUAACAACUAUAACUGCAAUUCACAGUUUGCAAGUAAAGUGGCUCCUAUGUUGUCAACAUUUGCUACACGCUUGUCAACGUCAUGUGAUGGUCUGUCUUGGACCGUGGAACAUACAAACACUACACUUGUAACUUCUAGUCAGUACCGUGACAAGUUUUGGUUUAAAUAG
Messenger RNA from Dreissena polymorpha, 4103 nucleotides. RefSeq names its product CUB and sushi domain-containing protein 1-like. Lineage: Eukaryota; Metazoa; Mollusca; Bivalvia; Myida; Dreissenidae. The record is from RefSeq and is a predicted model, not a curated record. Gene Ontology annotation, molecular function: calcium ion binding; protein binding. The coding region runs from base 90 to 4103 and encodes 1337 amino acids. The transcript is spliced from 25 exons.